This is a messenger RNA of Anthonomus grandis grandis, 5449 nucleotides long. RefSeq names its product chitin synthase chs-2 (gene kkv). The record is from RefSeq and is a predicted model, not a curated record. Gene Ontology annotation, molecular function: chitin synthase activity. Gene Ontology annotation, cellular component: cell periphery; cell septum. Bases 241 to 4944 code for a protein of 1567 amino acids. The transcript is spliced from 20 exons. Lineage: Eukaryota; Metazoa; Arthropoda; Insecta; Coleoptera; Curculionidae.
UUUUCUGCUGACAGUUUCGCUUUGGAGUGCGACAGAUCGUCAAUAAUAAGCGACGUACGUGUGGGAAAAAGUGACGGCUAUGGGGAAAUAGUUUGACUUAUCCGUUGACGUAACGUUAUUAUAGUACGAUCCGGGCCAAGUUUCACUUUUUUUUUCAUAAAUUAAAAAGUGAUGUGCGAAAUUAUGAUUUUUCAAGUGUAGAUUUUAAUGUUGUGGAUAUUUUAAUAGAAAUUAUUAGACAUGACAGCGAACAUACGAAACGACGCGAGCUACAGCGACGACAAUUUUUCUGACGACGAAAGUUCUCCACUCACGGAAAACAUCUAUGGAGGAAGUGUUAGGACAGUCCAGGAAACAAAAGGAUGGGACGUUUUCCGAGACCCUCCGAUCAAGGAGGAGUCCGGUUCCAUGGCAAACCAAAAAUGUCUGGAAAUUACCGUAAAAAUACUAAAAAUCGUGGCAUAUUUGGUGACCUUUAUAAUUGUACUUGGAUCUGGAGUGAUAUCGAAGGGCACGUUAUUAUUUAUGACCUCACAACUUAGGGAAAAUAAGAUCGUACCCUAUUGCAAUAGGGACUUAGGUAGAGAAAAACAAUUCAUAGUGAAACUCCCAACGCAAGAGCGAGUGGCCUGGAUGUGGUGCAUCUUUUUCGCCUUCUGUGUGCCACAGUUGGGCGCACUCUUCCGUUCCACCAGGAUGUGCUACUUUAAAUCGUCCAAACGACCUCCCUUUUCCCAUUUCUUGAUGAUAGUGAUUCCAGAGACCGCCCACACCAUUGGACUCGCCCUAAUGGCGUUCUACAUCCUGCCAGAUAUCGAUGUGGUAAAAGGAGCCAUGUUGACCAACUGUUUAUGCUUUGUUCCAGGAGUUCUAGGUCUACUUUCAAGAAACAACAAGGAAUCGGGACGUUUUAUUAAAGUAAUCAUGGAUCUCAUUGCGAUAUCGGCGCAAGCUACUGGAUUCAUCGUAUGGCCAAUCAUAGAGAAUCGAGCGGACCUCUGGAUCAUCCCCGUCACUAUCUUUCUUAUUUCCAUGGGCUGGUGGGAGAACUAUAUCUCCAAGAACUCACCACUGCCGUUUAUCAAGAAAAUUGGGAAAAUGAGGGAAAGUUUUGACAAGACCAGAUACUUCACUUACAUGUUCGUUUCCAUUUGGAAGAUGCUGAUCUUCUUCUUGACGAUAUUGGUCGUAUUACUUAUAAGGGAAGGGGAAACUGCUUUCUUUUUCACGGAGUUUUCUGAAAGCUUUAAUGUUCAUCCUAUAACUGUUAUAGAGAUAAAACCAGUACUAGGCGGCACAGUUCUCCCGGACAUCUCCGAGAUUAUCCCAACAGGUGACGACACCGUAAUCCAAUCGAACGACUGGAGUCCGAUCUACGUGAUGCUCAUCAACAUCAUCGCCUCGUACUUGGCUUACAUCUUCGGCAAGUUCGCCUGCAAAAUCAUGAUCCAGGGAUUCUCGUACGCUUUCCCGGUGAACCUCACUAUUCCCGUGACCGUGUCCUUACUAAUAGCCGCCUGUGGACUCAGGAAUGGCGAUCCAUGCUUUUUCCAUGAAACGCUACCGGAUUAUUUGUUCUUCGAGAUUCCGAACAUCAGUUUCUUGAACGAUUUCAUUUCGCAUCAGCACGCGUGGAUUUGGUUGUUGUGGUUGCUGUCGCAGACCUGGGUGACUUUGCACAUCUGGACGCCCAAGUGUGAACGUCUGGCGAGGACCGAGAAACUCUUUGUGGUCCCGAUGUAUGAUGGGUUGUUGAUUGAUCAGAGCCUGGGGAUGAAUAGACGUCGUGAUGAUGAAGCAGACGUGAAAACCGAAGACCUGGAUGAGAUCCAGAAGGAAAAAGCUGAUGAGUACUACGAAACCAUUUCAAACCACACAGAUGGAUCUUCACCGAAAGUAAUUAAGAGCUCUGAUAACAUCACCAGGAUCUACGCCUGUGCUACCAUGUGGCACGAGAACAAGGAAGAAAUGAUUGAGUUCUUAAAAUCGAUCUUGAGGCUUGAUGAAGAUCAAUCGGCCAGGAGGGUGGCCCAGAAGUAUCUCAGAGUAGUUGAUCCAGAUUAUUACGAAUUUGAAACGCAUAUUUUCUUCGAUGACGCAUUUGAAAUUGCCGAUCAUAACGACGACGAUACUCAGGUGAACCGAUUCGUGAAACUCCUCAUUGCUACCAUUGAUGAGGCGGCCUCCGAUGUCCAUCAGACUCACAUUAGGGUCAGACCACCUAAGAAGAUACCCACUCCUUAUGGAGGUCGAUUAAUAUGGCAACUACCAGGAAAAACGAAAAUGAUCGCCCACUUGAAGGACAAAAUGAAGAUCCGUCACAGGAAACGUUGGUCACAAGUGAUGUACAUGUAUUACCUUCUUGGACAUAGACUGAUGGAGCUACCAAUAUCUGUGGAUCGAAAAGAAACAAUUGCUGAAAACACUUAUCUAUUAACUCUGGAUGGGGAUAUUGAUUUCCAACCUUCAGCUGUACUGCUCCUGAUAGAUUUGAUGAAAAAGAACAAAAAUCUUGGUGCUGCUUGUGGACGUAUUCAUCCAGUAGGUUCUGGACCAAUGGUGUGGUACCAACUAUUCGAAUACGCUAUUGGUCAUUGGCUCCAAAAGGCCACCGAGCACGUUAUUGGUUGCGUACUGUGUAGUCCCGGAUGUUUUUCACUUUUUAGAGGAAAAGCCCUUAUGGACGACAAUGUUAUGAAGAAAUAUACUACAUGUUCUGCCGAAGCAAGACACUACGUCCAGUACGAUCAAGGAGAAGAUAGAUGGCUCUGCACUCUACUGCUCCAGCGAGGCUACCGAGUAGAAUAUUCAGCUGCCUCUGAUGCCUACACUCACGCCCCAGAAGGUUUCAAUGAGUUUUACAAUCAGAGACGUAGAUGGGUUCCCUCGACUAUCGCCAACAUCAUGGACUUGCUAAUGGACUCUAAAAGGACCAUAGAAGUAAACGACAACAUUUCUAUGCCCUACAUCGGCUACCAGAUCUUACUUAUGGGCGGUACCAUCUUGGGACCUGGAACUAUAUUUCUUAUGUUGGUGGGUGCCUUCGUGGCCGCCUUUCAAAUCGACAACUGGACCAGCUUUUACUAUAAUUUGUACCCCAUUAUGUUCUUCAUGCUUGUGUGUUUUACUUGCAAAUCCAAUAUCCAGCUGAUAGUGGCUCAGAUCCUCUCCACUUGCUAUGCACUUAUAAUGAUGGCCGUGAUCGUGGGUACUGCCCUUCAGUUAAGGGAGGACGGCGUGGGUUCUCCCUCUGCCAUUUUCCUAAUUGCCAUGACCGGAUCUUUCUUUAUAGCGGCCUGUUUGCAUCCCCAAGAGUUCUGGUGUAUUGUGCCAGGGAUGAUUUACCUACUCUCAAUACCUUCUAUGUACCUGCUGCUGAUCCUGUAUUCGAUUAUUAACUUGAAUAACGUCUCUUGGGGGACGCGAGAAGUAGCUGUGAAAAAAACCAAAAAGGAACUAGAAGAAGAGAAGAAACAAGCAGAAGCAGCAAAGAAAAAAGUCAAAAACAAAUCCCUACUAGGUUUCCUACAAAGCGGAGGAACAAGUGACGACGACGAGGGCAGUAUCGAGAUUUCAUUGGCUGGACUAUUCAAAUGUAUGCUCUGCACCCACCAGAAGGCCGGAGAUGAAAAAGCCCAAUUGAUUCAUAUCGGGGAAUCACUGGAUACACUGCAAAAGAGACUGGAUCACAUUGAAAAAGUGGUAGAUCCUUCUGGACAUGCCUCAAGAAAACGCAGCAUGUCAGCCUCCUCACGCCACGGUGGCCACGGUUCCGAUCUUCAUCACUUGAGUGCAGUCAAUGAAGAUGCUAACGAAGAUGCUUCUUCUGAAUCAGACUCAGAAAGCACCAGUACAGUGCCUCAGAAUAAGAGAGAUGAGUUGGUGAAUCCCUACUGGAUAGAAGAUCCGGACGUCGGCAAGGGAGAGGUAGAAUACCUUAGCAGCACCGAAAUGCAAUUCUGGAAGGAUCUGUUGGCGAAAUAUCUGUAUCCUUUAGAUGAAAAUAAGGAGGAAAAGGAUCGCGUCGCAAAGGAUCUGAUCGAACUGCGAAACAAAUCCGUGUUUGCAUUUUUCAUGUUUAACGCUCUUUUCGUGUUGGUCGUAUUCUUGUUGCAACUCAAUAAAGAUCAGAUCCACGUGAAGUGGCCUUUGGGGAUCAAAACCAAUAUCACGUAUAUUGAGGAGACCUCAGAGCUGGUAAUCACCAAGGAAUACCUCCAACUGGAACCCAUCGGUCUGGUAUUCGUAUUCUUCUUCGCCUUAAUUCUGGUCAUCCAGUUCGUCGCUAUGUUGUUCCAUAGAUUCGGAACUAUUGCCCAUAUUUUGGCCUCAACUGAUCUCAACCUAUGCAGCAAAAAGAAAGAGGAAAUGUCUCCUAACGCCUUAUUGGACAAGCAAGCGGUCGAGAUAGUAAAACAAUUGCAAAAACUCCAAGGAAUUGACGAUGGGGAUUACGAUAACGAUUCAGGAUCGGGUCCGGACCGAAUUGGGCGCAGAAAAACCAUUCAUAACAUCCAGAGGGCGGCUCAGAAGAAGCGGCAAAUUGGUACCCUGGAUGUAGCUUUUAAGAAGAGAUUCGCCAAACUUAAUGCCAAUCCAAAUGGCGGUACCCCAGUACUAUCCAGGCGUAUGACCAUGGGCAGAGAAACCAUGAAAGCUCUCGAGGUGCGCGUCAAUUCCGUUAUGGCGGAACGAAGAAAGUCCCACAUGCAAACCCUGGGAGCGAAAAACGAUUUUUCCAAUAAUACUGUGACCAAUAACAACGUGAAUAAUUUAACAAGAAAUCACAGGAGCAGCGUUGCAAGUUCUAUUGCUGCUAAGGAUAUUUUUGAAAAUGGGCAUGUAAAUAAGGCGUAUGAGGAGGAGAGCACUUAUGGCAGCAGGAACUCUUUGGCAAUGGCGCAAAGAGGGCAACAAUGGAAAGGGAGUAAUAGUAGAAUGUAAAUAGAAAAUUAAAUAAGUGAGGGUUUAUUGAUAAGUGAACGUAUUUUGCUUGAGGAUCAAAUUACGAUGAUAUUGGAUAAGUUGGUGUAACGUCAGUCAGAUUUGUAAAUAAUUUACACGAUAUUUACUGUCGUUUUGCUCAAUUUACAAAUCUGAUGAUUACAUUGAUUGUGUUGUAAUUAUUUACUUGUGCACUGUAUAAAGAAAUUACUCAUAUCACUGCCUAAAAUACUCCAAUAAUACUCAAGUUUCUAUAAUUCUUUAAACUUUACUGCCAAUGGUUGUAUAUUUUUUGUUUUCUCUUUAUUGCCAUUUAUAUUAGUUUCUUUUUUUAUAUACUUUACAAGACUUGAAAUUGUGAGAACUAGCUCAAAUUUUGCCUUUUUUCUGCACUCUUUUGUGGAAAAAAGCAACAAUUUUUUUUUAAGUUUGUAUUUAUAUUAGUUUAUUUUAAUUAAGAUGCUUCGAAUUUGUGAUAAGAAUAAAAUAAAAUAUUUUAUUUUAA